AUGCUCUCUCGUCGAGGCACGCCAGAGUCCCGUGGACAACCCAGUCAGUCUCAACAGCAAAUCCAGAAUGAUAUAGACCCUUGGACUCGCAUCCAGAGGUUGUUCGAGAUGCCAUCGCAAACAGGAUUGAAGGAACUGAAUAUCAGUCACGGAUGGCCAGUGAUGAUACUGCUACCCCUGGCUGGAGCUGCGAAGAUAUUUCAUUGGAAUCCGAUCAUAGUUCUCGUCGUGAAUAUCGUCGCCAUCGUCUUUUUAUCCGAGGCGAUAUCUAUUUCAUCUGAUGAACUCGCUGAGCAUCUCGGGGAGCUGCAAGGUGCCUUACUCAGUGCCACAUUCGGAAAUACUGUAGAGCUUACGGCGGGAAUUCUGGCUCUGGUACAUGGCGAGAUCCUAUUUGCACAGUCUGUCAUGGUUGGCAGUAUUCUCUCAGAUAUCCUGCUCGUCUUUGGCUGCUGCCUCGUCACAGCUUCGUACAACAAGGAAGUUCUAGAGUUCAAUAGCGCCCUCGCAAAAACCUUAUCCUCCUUGAUGAUGAUCACAGCCGUGACAAUGCUUCUCCCAACGGCUCUCUACUCAACCUUCCCAGUAUCUGAGAUUGAUGACAGAGUGCUAUCCUUCUCACGAGGAACGUCACUGGUACUUCUCAUGCUCUACGGAGGUUACCUCUGCUUUUAUCUCGGGACUCACAAGCACCUGUUUCUUUCAAACGAGAGCGAGACUAGUGAUGAUGAGGAUAAUGGAAACUCAUUAUCCCCACGCAGCCGAGCCAGUCUAGCUUCAUCAAUCAUCAGAUUGAUAACAGCCGUGGCAGCAACAGUCUUUUGCACAGAGCUUCUGCUUGAAAGCACCAGCGACAUGGCGCAAACACUCGGUGUCUCAGAGGUAUUUAUCGCGAUUGUUUUCAUCCCAAUUGCUAGCAAUAGCACCGAGGGGGUCACUGUCAUUACCGCAUCUCGCACGGGAGACACAGACUCUGCAAUCCGAGUUAUCAUCGAUAGUCUCUUGCAGAUUGGGCUGUUUGUCAUACCAUUCUUGGUGGUUAUUGGCUGGUGCAUUGCUGAACCGAUGACGCUCUUCUUUGACUCAUUCCAGACCGUUGCUAUGUUUCUGGCCAUUCUGGUGGUGAACCAUCUACUUCGUGAUGGACAAUACGCUUACAUUCAUGGUGCGAUGCUGCUUGCUCUGUGGGUUCCCCGAAUUCCCAAUUGA
Molecule: messenger RNA, 1209 nt
Organism: Penicillium coprophilum
Lineage: Eukaryota; Fungi; Ascomycota; Eurotiomycetes; Eurotiales; Aspergillaceae
Exons: 3
Coding region: 1-1209 (402 amino acids)
Biological process (GO): calcium ion transmembrane transport; intracellular calcium ion homeostasis
Cellular component (GO): fungal-type vacuole membrane
Molecular function (GO): calcium:proton antiporter activity
Source: RefSeq, a predicted model, not a curated record